UCCCCAGUCCCAUCCAUUCCUGCCAAACUCUUCCUCCCCUCUCUCUGCAUUUUCCAACAGAACCAAACCCAUUAUUUUAAAGCUAUAAUCCUCCAAGCUCAGUACUGAUAUCCUGCCAUGGGACGCUCCCCUUGCUGUGAGAAAGCUCAUACCAACAAAGGAGCCUGGACCAAAGAGGAAGACCAACGCCUCAUCGAGUACAUCCGCAUCCAUGGCGAAGGCUGCUGGCGUUCCCUCCCUAAAGCUGCUGGAUUGCUUAGAUGUGGCAAAAGUUGCAGACUUAGAUGGAUAAACUACCUCAGGCCUGAUCUUAAAAGGGGGAAUUUCACUGAUGAAGAAGAUGAGCUUAUUAUUAAGUUUCACAGCUUGCUAGGCAACAAAUGGUCUCUAAUAGCUGGAAGAUUACCAGGAAGAACAGAUAAUGAGAUCAAGAACUACUGGAACACCCACAUCAAGCGUAAGUUAAUUAGCCGAGGCAUUGACCCACAAACUCAUGGCCCGCGCAACGAAAAAACCACCACCAUCAGCAAGACGACGGCCGCCACUGGCGCCGCUAAACCCAACGCCAACAGAGUCACACAGUUAAACUUCGAAAACACUUCUCCUCGAUCAAUAGCCGAAAUCAAUCAUUUGAAAGGCAAUAUCGAGAGCAAAUACUCCAGUAAUUUCUACUCCAGUUUCAACCCCACAAAAGCAGAGUCCACAGAAGAAAAUAACGGUACCAGCAGCGGGAUGACCACCGACGAAGAACACCACCGCCACCACCAACAAGAAAGGGAAAGCAGCUAUGAAAAUCAAGAAGUUAAUUUGGAUUUAACAAUAGCGCUAGCUCCAAGUCGAAGUGAGUUGAUUCCGAGAUCUUCUUCCAACUCAGCCGAGUCAAAGUUACAGCAGCAAACUUCAUACCAAUUGCUUGAUCAAACUCGGAGGGUCUGCACUUGUUGUCAAUUGGGUUCACAGAGGAGUGAAUUGUGUAGCAAAUGCCAGAAUUCAAAUGGGUUCUAUAGAUAUUACUAUUAGUCUAUUACUGAAAGAUUCGCAGCUAUAAAUUUCAAAUUUUUGGUUUUUUUGACGUUGGGGUUAGAUCGGUGCAAAUGAAUGCUGAGACACCAAUUUGGCAACUUUCACCUACCAGUUCGGUGUAAUCAAGGGGCAAUUAAUUAAAGAUUUGUGUUUUUUUUUUUUUUUUUUAACCUAAGAUUUGUAUGGUAUGUUAUAUGAAUCCAAAGUUACCCUCUGCAAAAAGAAUUAAAUGCUGUUUUUGGAUUCUUUCA
This is a messenger RNA of Hevea brasiliensis (rubber tree), 1274 nucleotides long. RefSeq names its product transcription factor MYB8. The transcript is spliced from 3 exons. Bases 118 to 1020 code for a protein of 300 amino acids. Lineage: Eukaryota; Viridiplantae; Streptophyta; Magnoliopsida; Malpighiales; Euphorbiaceae. The record is from RefSeq and is a predicted model, not a curated record.